Molecule: messenger RNA, 1536 nt
Organism: Octopus sinensis (East Asian common octopus)
Lineage: Eukaryota; Metazoa; Mollusca; Cephalopoda; Octopoda; Octopodidae
Exons: 3
Coding region: 666-1520 (284 amino acids)
Source: RefSeq, a predicted model, not a curated record
CAAUACUCGUACAAUUCAUAUUUCUUUCUUUCUUUAUUUAUUUAUUUAUACGUCUUCAAAACAUGUAACAGCUUUAAGUAAAAUAAAAUUGUAAUACAGUGAUUGUCUUCCACAAGGUACAAUACCUGUUAUUUAUUUAAUUGAUGCCGAAAAAGACGAAAGCAAAACUAAAUGAACAUCCAUUAAAAAAAAAAAAAUCUUUUUCUUUCCUAAUCCAGUAAUUUUCUGCGAACAAAAAAGUGAUUUCUUCAUCAGCUUCACCCGCUCCACCAUCCUUCACUGAGCAGUCGCAGCAAAUCCGCCCAUCAUAUACACGCACUUUCUUCUUUAUGUCAACUAAGCUCUCAACAGGUGCAAAUUAAAUCGUUAAGUCCGUGGAAUUAUGCCAAAUGAACAUCCGAGUAAGAAAUUAUGAGUGUGAUCAUCCGCUCAUCAAUCAAUCUAAAAUAGUGAUUAUGUAAACAUUAAUAACCCGAGCGAUAUUUUUAGUCACACGCGCUUAGCAAAUAUCAGCGCUGCAGGUGAUAUCUUUCAUCGUAAUCACUUGUAUAUAAAAAGGCCAUGUGCCAACGCAAUGUGGAUUUUACAAGAAAAGCACUUAUUAACAAACGGUCUUUUCAUGAUUUUCGAUUUGUCCACUUUAUACAAUUUACCGAAAUAGAAAUAUGGACUUGGAUUAUUUUUCGCAGACACCGCAAGGACAAUCUCAGCUAGCCUCAGCAUUGGACCACAAAGACACUAUUCUUUGGGACAACUAUAAAGAUUCUAUUGCAUGUCUCUAUGAAUACCUCCUCCAGUUAUUAAGGGAUAAAUUUUACUUGGAGAACCAAAAUGAGCUUCAAAGAAGGAUUGACUUUCUCGGCCAUGUUCACACUUAUUUAUCAAAUCCUGGAAAUUUAAAAUAUCUAACUCUCUCAGCUUCAUUCAUUCAUUAUACAAUCUCAGUUAUAAUUGAAACUAUACACAUUAUAGUUUGCCUAAAUAUAUGCAAAAAAGCUUUAAACUCUGGAAUUAUUCCAGCCAGUUGCAGAACACACAAUCAAAUGAAAAAUUUACUUUCAAUGGCCAAAGAUUUAGAGAAGCGUGUCUUUCACUUGGAGGAGUCUGUUGAAAAAGUUUGUUGCAAAACAAACACAGCAUCAAAUAUUCAGUCGUUAUCCAAAAUCAUGGAGCAAAUCAAAAACAUUAAAUCAAUUUUCAAAUAUUUGUCGAAAUCAUCUAUUCAAUUAGCUGAUAUUUUAACAAAGAAAGUUGAAAGUAAUUUACGGUAUUUUGACUGGAUGUCACUCUCUGUUUCUAUUCUCUGUGUAGGUCAAAUAAUUCAUUCUCUGGUAAUAAAGAAAGGCAACACAGAUUUAAGUCAACUAUGUCUCUGGUUUACAUGUGUAGGAUCAUCUGCUGUGGUUGUGCAGCUCCCUCGUAUGCAAUUUGGCCUCAUACGAAGUAUUUUCACCCAUCAUACAGAUGAAUACAACAAAUUAUCAAAACUGUUUCAAUUAGAAGUCAACAAAAAACUUUGAAAAAUUGGUACCUUUU